AAGAAGGAUGCAGUGCUGGUCCCUCCCCUCUGGGGGGCUCAUUCAUGCUCUGAGCUGAUGCUGUCUCAGUGCAUACUGUAGUGGGUUACAGGAUCCAGGGUCACCCUUCUGCUGCUGCUGUGGUGCUGGAGCAGGUGACAAGGGGGCUGGCAGGAGGACAUUGGGACCUCCCCAAAACUUGUGUGCUGCCAGCUCUCAAUGUUUGGGGUCCAGGACACUUUAGGAAGAGGAGGAUCUGCCCUGAGAGACAAAGCCCUUGCAGCUGGCAUGGAUCCUGUCAGGUCCUGGGUGAGGAAUGUUGGAGUGGUGGAUGCCAAGGUAGCAGCUCAGAGUGGGGUCGCGGUGUCCCGGGCACAUUUUGAAAAACAACCCCCUUCCAAUUUACGGAAAUCCAACUUUUUCCACUUUGUGUUGGCGCUGUAUGACCGGCAGGGACAACCCAUAGAGAUCGAGCGGACCACCUUCGUGGACUUUGUGGAGAAUGAUAAGGAAAUGAGCACUGAGAAAACCAACAAUGGCACCCAUUACCGACUGCAACUUCUCUAUAGUAACGGUGUCCGGACCGAACAGGAUCUUUUUGUGAGGCUCAUUGAUUCAGUAACAAAACAGCCUAUAGCAUACGAGGGACAGAACAAGAAUCCAGAGAUGUGCCGUGUUCUACUCACUCAUGAGGUCAUGUGCAGUCGCUGUUGUGAGAAGAAAAGCUGUGGUAACCGGAAUGAGACCCCAUCUGACCCCGUCAUCAUUGACAGGUUCUUCCUCAAGUUCUUCUUGAAAUGUAACCAGAACUGUCUAAAGACAGCAGGAAACCCGCGGGACAUGAGACGGUUCCAGGUUGUCCUCUCUACCACGGUGAAUGUAGAUGGACAUGUCCUGGCCGUGUCAGAUAACAUGUUUGUCCAUAACAACUCGAAGCAUGGGCGGCGUGCGAGACGGCUAGACCCUACCGAAGGUACGGACCCUUGUCUGGAGUACGCCACACCAUGCAUCAAAGCCAUUAGCCCAAGUGAGGGUUGGACAACCGGAGGGGCUAUGGUCAUCAUCAUUGGGGACAACUUCUUUGAUGGCCUUCAAGUGGUGUUUGGGACUAUGCUGGUUUGGAGCGAACUCAUCACUCCUCAUGCCAUCCGGGUACAGACACCGCCGCGGCACAUCCCAGGUGUGGUAGAGGUGACACUGUCGUACAAAUCCAAACAGUUCUGCAAAGGAGCCCCGGGGAGGUUUAUUUAUACAGCAUUAAAUGAGCCGACAAUCGACUAUGGGUUCCAGAGGUUACAGAAGGUGGUCCCCAGACAUCCAGGAGACCCUGAGAGGCUUGCAAAGGAAAUGCUUCUUAAAAGGGCAGCAGAUCUGGUGGAAGCUUUGUAUGGAACCCCACAUAAUAACCAGGACAUUAUUCUCAAGAGAGCGGCGGACAUUGCUGAGGCUUUAUAUAGUGUUCCGCGCAACCACAAUCAAAUCCCUACCCUCUCCAGCUCUCCUGCACACAGCGGCAUGAUGGGAAUUAAUUCCUAUGGUGGGCAGCUAGGAGUCACUAUUUCAGAACAGACUAAUAAUCAGGGUUACAUAAGGAAUACAAGCAGUAUCUCCCCACGUGGCUAUUCCACCAGUUCCACCCCACAGCAGUCUAACUACAGCACUCCUAGCAACAGCAUGAAUGGCUAUAGCAAUGUCCCAAUGUCUAACCUGGGCGUCCCUGGGUCUCCAGGCUUCAUCAAUGGCUCACCUACUACGUCACCCUAUGGCAUCAUGUCGUCCAGCCCUCCAUUGGGGUCUUCUGGAAGUUCAUCCAUCCUGCCUUUCUCCUCCUCCGUCUUCCCUUCCAUGAAACAGAAGAGUGCCUUCGCCCCAGUUAUCCGACCGCAGGGUUCCCCAUCUCCAGCCUGUUCUAGUGGAAAUGGAAAUGGUUUCAGAGCUAUGACUGGCUUAGUCGUCCCACCUAUGUGAGGAAGCAUUGGACUGUUUGUAUAUUUAUGAGAAGCAGAGGAACAGCAUGAAGACAUUGCGUGUCGCCAUCCACAUCCGAGGAGAGGUCUACAAAGCGAGGAGACCUCUUGGUCCCAUCUAUGGAGAUCUAACACCCUUCACAGCAAGGAAAAGUGACCUGUACGGAUACAACGCAUCUUAUGUCUACAUGGUGGAACAACUAAACUGAGUCCUGUACAGAGCUGGAAAUUCGGACAACUACAAGGAAUAUUUUGGAUACUCUUUGUUUUUUCUUCUUUGUAGGGAAAAAAAGAACUAUUUCUAUUUUCAACUAACUUUUUCUGAUACCGAUUUUAUGUUCGAGCCUCGAGAAGAUAAAAAACAAAAAAACAAAAAAAGCAUUUUACAAAAGGAACCGAACAGGGUACCGGCAGGGAGGACUGUGCAGCCAUUAUCUAUGUGGAUAAUCUGCUUCCUAUGCUGUAUGUUUCUGCUUACAUGCUUAACAUUUUUUUUUAAUUUUUAAUAUGUUUUACAUUAUUUAAUUGAAUAAACUUGUAACUUAUUGUAUUUAGAGGUAGAAAAAAAAUCAACAUAAUAAAUAUUGAUAUGGGUGAUGGGAUCUGUGGCCUCACAGAUGACACACACGUCUUAAGGGUGUCGUGUAGGGUUGCAUGCAUCUAAACCCAUGGUUGGGCUUACACCCAUAGAUUGCUCCUUAACCACAGAUGAUUGUCUAUCGACACCCUUUCCUAGAUCCUACAGCUGGUGCCACUUGACCUAGCAUCCCUCUAGUAAGUAGCAGUCACUUGGUGCCAUAAAGGUAUAUUGAUAUGUCUAUGGGGGUGGUUUAAUUUAUUUUGUAAAUUCAAAAUCUUCAGGCAAAGUAAAUAUAAUAUACUCAAUGAGCCUAUUGGUAAAUCCAUAUUGCAAAUUGUUGAGUUGACCGGACAACCUUUGUAGCCCACAAUGCAGUCACUUUAGCAAGUUUUUAAAGAUUUAUAGUGUUCAUCUUGGAUAUUUUCCAUUGCUUCUCUAGCGCCUCAAGUCAUUGUGUCACUACCUUAGGUCACAGUUUUUCUAAGGGUUUUCAUACAAUCAGGGGCCAAUUCCCAUGUGGCCAAUUCCAGGACAGAGCAUACAAAACAUUUAUAGCAUAAAAAAAGGUAAUCCCAUAGACAGACCUUACACUAAAGCAGUGAGAUCCAUAGGUUUAAUGCAACAAAGUCUACUUGCACCCAAAAGAUGACAAAAAAAAGCACUUUGCAAAUUCAAGUCCAUAAAGCAAUAUGUGUUGGCCAUACAAAAUGUUAUGUAUUAUUGUGUUACUGCCUUGAUAUCUUAGUAAAUAAUUUAAGUCACGCCCUUAUUUACCUUCUUUGUUAUGUUUGUGUGUGCCAUGGGAAUAUUUCUUUUUGGACUUCUCGGACCUCCUAUGCCUACUGAUAGCAACUUAUCUCAAUGUGUAGACGAGAGGAAGAUACCCGUGAUAGACAGUGGACCAAUCUCUACAGAGUUCUCAUUUCUCUAGGUUUUUACAGUGCUGCUUUCAUGAUAUCUGCUUUGUUAGAAAGAAAAGACAAAUAAUAAUGAUACUGUCAGUUGUUUUUUUUGUUUUAUUUUAUUCGAGAUGUCCAUCCAGAUUAAAUUUCAUGUUAAGGAG
Molecule: messenger RNA, 3589 nt
Organism: Hyla sarda
Lineage: Eukaryota; Metazoa; Chordata; Amphibia; Anura; Hylidae
Gene: EBF2
Product: EBF transcription factor 2
Exons: 16
Coding region: 199-1947 (582 amino acids)
Biological process (GO): regulation of transcription by RNA polymerase II
Molecular function (GO): DNA-binding transcription factor activity, RNA polymerase II-specific; RNA polymerase II cis-regulatory region sequence-specific DNA binding
Source: RefSeq, a predicted model, not a curated record